AUGUCUCAAUCAACUACCACCAAGCCAAGUGCUAACAAGGACGAAUCCUGCUUCAUCCGUCAAGUCUUCCUCCGAGGCCACCUCGCCCCCGCCUUCCCACCACCUGCGAAGCAAUGCACAGGCUGCGGCAAGUCCUUCCAAAGCGUGCGAACAAUGUGUCCCCCCUGCCUCAAGGCGAUAAGUCUCAAGAAAGAGUGCGAUGCCAAGGAUCGCGAGAGGGACACAUUCCCCGACCAUUGCAAGAAGUGCAAGCAGACUACUCUUCACCUCGGACCAGACUGGUGCACUGUUUGCUACGCUGAUACCGCUGAUACCGCUGCUCCCGCUGAUCCGGGUAAUACGUUUCCCGUGUAUUGCGAGGAGUGUGUUGUGCAGAUUGAUAUUCCGAACAGGGUCAAGGACGACAAGGGUGGGUUUGUGGAAAUGAUCGAGGUAAAUAGUCUUUGGUGUGUUCAGUGUAAGGGUCCGGCGGAUUCAUGGAUUAGAAGCGACGUGUAA
Fusarium pseudograminearum CS3096 is the source of this 498-nucleotide messenger RNA. RefSeq lists its product as uncharacterized. The transcript has a single exon. The record is from RefSeq and is a predicted model, not a curated record. Lineage: Eukaryota; Fungi; Ascomycota; Sordariomycetes; Hypocreales; Nectriaceae. The coding region runs from base 1 to 498 and encodes 165 amino acids.